Messenger RNA from Letharia columbiana, 1710 nucleotides. RefSeq lists its product as uncharacterized. The record is from RefSeq and is a predicted model, not a curated record. Bases 1 to 1710 code for a protein of 569 amino acids. The transcript is spliced from 2 exons. Lineage: Eukaryota; Fungi; Ascomycota; Lecanoromycetes; Lecanorales; Parmeliaceae. Gene Ontology annotation, biological process: positive regulation of gene expression.
AUGAAUGAGGAGAAGGCCGUGUCACAGCCCAAUGGCCACCGCAGCGUUGGGUACGCGACAAAAUUCGAUCAAAAGGCAGAGUCCUUCCAAGCCAAAGCGGAGAAGCACGGCAAAGGAAAGAAAAAGGAUGAUGGUGCACAACCUGCCGGAGGCUUCGAUGACACUGCCAUUCCUCGAGCUCCUCCAGGCUUCAAUGUCAAAUUCACUUUCCACCGAGCCUCGAAGCUCCCAAUGGCUGACAUUAACACCAUGUCCUCGGAUCCGUACGUGCUUGCUACUUUGACCACGAGCCUGCCGCCGAGACACAAACAAGACCCCCCCAUGACAUUCCGUACGCCUACUGUUAGAAGGAACUGUGAUCCGGUAUGGAAUUCAGAAUGGAUUGUGGCUAAUGUUCCGGCGAAUGGCUUUGCGCUCAAAGCGCGAAUCUACGACGAGGACCCCGCCGACCAUGAUGACCGCCUAGGCAAUGUGCACGUGUAUGUUGAUAGUCUGACCAAUAACUUCGGAGGCAUACGAGAACAGUCUUACAAGAUCAAGAAGCGAAUGGGGAGCAAGCGCGCCUACUUCAUACGAGGUUGCGCUGCCAUGUUCAAUCGAGGCGUUCAUAUGUCCGGCGAACUGUUCAUUAGCGUGGAAGUGCUUGGGAAGACAGAUACCGAUAAUGGUGGUAGACUCUGGACUGUUGGCCCUUGCAACUGGAGCCAGCAUCUCAGUCCCAUGGUUGGCAGGCUGGCGGGUACAAAAGAGCCAGGCAAAGAUGGGAAGACAGAGAAAUACGCCUUCCAAGCCAACCAGAUUCAGCUUGCCGGCCCUGUCCCUGCAUCCCUCUACCAUCGUUAUGUAGAAUUCAGACCGUUCGUCAAAGGCAUGUUUACAUCGACCUCUCUACGCGGCCGCGUCCUCCACCACGCCCUACACCACCAACAUAACCGUAUCUACAAUUACGACCGUGACACCAUAUAUGGCUCCUUGCCUUCUCCCUCCCGGGACUUGACCUUACAAUUCCUCGACCUCGUUCACCACGACAAAGGCGGCAGAAUUUAUACCUAUGUGCUGACAUUAGACGGGAUAUGGCGCUUCACAGAGACGGGCAAAGAAUUUGGAAUCGAUCUGCUGAGCAAGCAUACUAUGCAUAGUGACGUGAACAUCUAUAUUGCCUUCUCUGGCGAAUUCUUCAUCCGGCGGCUCAAGACGCCGCACAAGGAAGGGUCUCCUGACGACCAACCCACACACCCUCCAAGUGACAUAGGGGACGGACCCCCGCAAGACGAGCCGCCCAAGGAUCCAGCCUACUAUUCACUCAUCAUCGACAAUGACAGCGGCACAUAUCGGCCCAACGCGAAAUUACUUCCUCAGCUGAAAGAAUUCUUGCAGAAAAAUCUUCCCGGCAUCAAGAUCGUGACGUUAGAUUGCAACGGCGAUAAAGAGAAGAUGGACAAGUGGAAGAAUGAACAAAGAGAACGAAAGAAGGCGGAGGGAAAGCAUACUGCCGUUGUACAGGGUGAUAGUAGCAGUUUGAGUAGCAGUGACGAGGAGGAUUUGGACCAGCAAGAAGGAAUGGCUAAGGGCGAAGGGAAACGGAGUACCAAGGAUAAGGUGAAAGAAAAGGUAGAGGAACCGUUGCAAAAGGUAGAGAACAUAAGGAAGGGUGACCGGGAGAGGGAGGAAAGGGAGACUGAAGAUGACAUGGCCGAGUCGAGUCAAUGA